CAAAGGAAGAUGUCCAACGGCGCAGCAGGAAGCGGGGCUAUGGCUUGGCUGGAGGCAGCGAACGGCAGAGGGGAUGCCAGCAAGAUGGAAGGCACCAAGAAAGACAAGGCGGCCUCCAAGUUGUCUGUGGAGCGAGUGUAUCAAAAGAAGACCCAGCUGGAGCACAUUCUUCUCCGUCCAGACACGUAUAUCGGCUCCGUGGAGCCCACCACACAGCAAAUGUGGGUUUUUGAUGAAGAUAUCGGCAUGAACCAGAGGGAAAUCACCUAUGUUCCUGGGCUGUACAAAAUCUUUGAUGAAAUUCUUGUCAAUGCAUCAGACAACAAACAAAGGGACAAGAACAUGACAUCCAUUAAGAUCACCGUCGACCCUGAGUCCAACACCAUCUCCAUAUGGAACAAUGGAAAAGGAAUUCCCGUGGUGGAGCAUAAGGAUGAGAAGAUGUAUGUCCCAGCUCUCAUUUUUGGCCACCUCCUCACCUCCAGCAACUAUGAUGAUAACGAGAAAAAGGUCACAGGUGGGAGAAAUGGGUACGGUGCUAAACUCUGCAACAUCUUCAGUACCAAGUUCACGGUGGAAACGGCCUGCAAGGAAUACCGACAUAGCUUCAAACAGACGUGGCAGAACAACAUGACCAAGACUUCUGAUCCCAAGAUCAAAUUCUUUGAUGGCGAGGAUUUCACGAGCGUGACAUUUCAGCCAGACCUGUCCAAGUUCAAGAUGGAGAAGCUGGACAAGGAUAUUGUAGCACUUCUUACCCGCAGAGCUUAUGAUAUAGCAGGCUCCUGCAAAGGAGUCAAAGUUACACUGAAUGGCAAAAAGUUACCCAUCACUGGGUUCCGUAGCUAUGUGGAUCUGUAUGUAAAGGACAAAAUGGAUGAGACGGGCGUGCCCUUGAAGGUGGUCAAUGAAACUGUGAAUGAUCGCUGGGAGGUUUGCCUCACCAUGAGUGAAAAAGGAUUUCAGCAAAUCAGCUUUGUUAACAGCAUUGCCACCACCAAGGGUGGCAGACACAUCGACUAUGUGGUGGACCAGAUUGUGGCCAAACUUAUUGAAGUGGUGAAGAAGAAGAAUAAGGCAGGAGUGUCUGUGAAACCCUUCCAGGUGAAGAACCAUGUCUGGGUGUUUGUGAACGCUCUGAUUGAGAAUCCCUCCUUUGACUCCCAGACCAAAGAGAACAUGACACUCCAGACCAAAAGUUUUGGGUCCAAGUGUCCUCUGUCGGAUAAGUUCGUCCGUGCUGCCACCAACUGUGGGAUUGUGGAGAGUAUACUCAACUGGGUGAAGUUCAAAGCUCAGACACAGCUAAAUAAAAAGUGCUCAUCAGUGAAGUACAGCAAGAUCAAAGGCAUCCCCAAGCUUGACGACGCCAACGAUGCUGGUGGCAAACACUCAGGUGAGUGCACACUCAUCCUCACUGAGGGAGACUCAGCCAAGUCUCUGGCUGUCUCUGGACUGGGAGUCAUCGGCCGUGACCGCUAUGGAGUGUUUCCACUCAGAGGAAAGAUCCUAAACGUGCGAGAGGCAACACACAAGCAGAUCAUGGAAAAUGCUGAGAUUAAUAACAUCAUCAAAAUCGUUGGCCUUCAAUACAAGAAGAGCUAUGAGGACCCAGAGUCACUGAGGACCCUACGCUACGGCAGGAUCAUGAUCAUGACUGAUCAGGAUCAAGAUGGCUCCCAUAUCAAAGGUCUGCUCAUCAACUUCUUCCAUCACAACUGGCCCUCGCUGCUGAAACACACCUUCCUGGAGGAGUUUAUCACACCCAUCGUCAAAGUGACCAAGAACAAGCAGGAACAGUGCUUCUACAGUAUUCCAGAGUUUGAUGAGUGGAAGAAACAGACAGAGAACUUUAAAACCUGGCAUAUAAAGUACUACAAAGGUUUGGGAACAAGUACAAGUAAAGAGGCAAAGGAAUACUUUGCUGAAAUGGAGAAAAACCGCAUCACAUUCAGAUACACUGGCGUAGAGGACGAUGCUGCCAUCACUCUGGCUUUCAGUAAGAAGAAGACAGAUGACAGGAAGGAGUGGCUGACUAACUUCAUGGAAGACAGACGACAGAGGAGGAUGCACGGCCUGCCAGAGCAAUACCUAUAUGGAACUCAGGCCAGACACCUCUCCUACAAUGACUUCAUCAACAAAGAGUUGAUUUUGUUCUCCAACUCUGACAAUGAGAGAUCAAUCCCAUCUUUGGUUGAUGGCUUGAAGCCAGGUCAGAGAAAAGUACUGUUCACCUGCAUGAAGAGGAACGACAAGAGGGAAGUGAAGGUAGCACAGCUGGCUGGUUCCGUGGCAGAGAUGUCAGCCUAUCAUCAUGGAGAGCAAGCUCUCAUGAUGACCAUUGUGAACUUGGCCCAGAACUUUGUGGGCAGUAACAACGUGAACAUCCUGCAGCCUCUCGGUCAGUUUGGUACUCGCAUCAAUGGAGGCAAAGAUGCUGCCAGCCCUCGUUACAUUUUUACAAUGCUCAGUCCUCUUGCCAAGCUGUUGUACCCCGGAGUGGACUCCAACCUGCUUAAGUUCCUGUACGAUGACAACCAGAAGGUGGAGCCCGAGUGGUACAUUCCCAUUAUUCCAUUGGUGCUGGUGAAUGGUGCUGAGGGCAUCGGGACAGGCUGGGCGUGUAAGAUCCCAAACUAUGACGUCCGAGAGAUCGUCAACAACAUCAACCGCAUGCUCAACCACCAGGACCCUCUGCCAAUGCUUCCCAGUUACAAAAACUUCAAAGGGGUGAUCCAUGAGCUGGGUCAGAACCAGUACCUGGUUAGUGGAGAGGUGUCGGUCAUAGAUAGAACAACCAUUGAGAUCAUAGAGCUUCCUGUCAGGACAUGGACACAGUCCUAUAAGGAGUCUGUGCUGGAGCCAAUGCUGCAGGGCACUGACAAAACACCAGCUCUCAUCAACGAUUAUAAGGAGUACCACACAGACACCACAGUCAAGUUUGUGGUCCGCAUGUCUGAGGAGAAACUGGCCCAGGCUGAGGCGUCUGGUCUUCACAAAGUCUUCAAGCUGCAGUCCAGCCUCACCUGUAACUCCAUGGUUCUGUUCGACCACAUGGGAUGUAUGAAGAGGUACGAUUCAGUCCAAGACAUCCUCAAAGAGUUCUUUGAUCUCCGCCUGAACUACUACAAACUGAGGAAGGACUGGUUACUGGGUAACCUGGGAGCAGAGGCCUCCAAGUUGUCCAACCAGGCUCGCUUUGUCCUGGAGAAAAUUGAAGGGAAAGUUUCAAUCGAAAACAAAUCGAAGCGUGAACUGAUUCGCAUGCUGGUCCAGAAAGGUUAUGAAUCUGAUCCAGUAGCAGCCUGGGGCAAAGCUCAGGAGAAGGCUCAGGAAGAAGAUUACCGUGACGGAAAUGAUAGCGACAGCUCUGUGGACUCCGGCUCCUCGUCGGGGCCAAACUACAACUACAUCCUUAACAUGCCUCUUUGGUGCCUGACUAAAGAGAAGGUGGAGGAGCUGCUCAAACAGAGGGACCAGAAGAGAGGAGAACUGAACGAUAUCCAGAAGAAAUCCCCUGAUGAUUUGUGGAAGGAGGACUUGGCAGUCUUCGUAGAGGAACUGGAUAAAGUGGAGGCUCAGGAGCGAGAGGACCAGAGUUUAGGAAAGGCCGUCAAACUGGUGAAGGGUAAAGUUGGCAAACCUAAAGCGAAGAAGCUGAACCUGGAGGAGACCAUGCCGUCACCAUAUGGCCGGAGAGUGGCGCCUCCGACCCAACCACUCAAAUCUGACGCUGCCAAGAAACUGACCAAAAAGAAGAAGGGUGACGCAGAUCUGACGAUGAAGUUGGAGUUUGAUGAUGAGGGUUUGGCUGUAGAGGGAGCAACGGGAGCAACGGGAGCAACGGGAGCAACGGGUGAAAAUUCUGUUCCCAAACCGAAGGCUCCACGUGUCAAGAAAGAGAAAAAAGAGCCUGCGGCUCCUAGGGCAAGAAAAACGCCAACACCCAAAGGAACCCCCGCCAAGAAGGUGAAGAAGAGAAACCCCUGGUCUGAGGAUGAGUCCAACUCUGAAAGUGACCUGGAGAACAGCGAGCCGCUCAUCCCCAGAGAGACCAAGUCCUUCAGGGCAUCAGCCUCCAAGCCAAAAUACACAUUUGACUUCUCAGAGGAGGAGGAGGAGGCCGAGGAAGAUGAUAACAGGGACGACAAUGUGGCUUCUUCUCCGGUGAGGUCGUUUAAAGAUACCUUCCCUUCGUCUGACACCAAGGGACGCUUCGACGACAAUAAUGAGGAAGAGGACGAUGAGGAUGAAGACUCGUACCCUCCUCCUGAAAAAAAGACCACGUCUGCGCCUGUAGCUAAAGAGAAGGAGACAACCAGCAUCUUCUCCUCCAAGUCGGCCUUCUCUGAAAAAAGCAAUGACAGUGAUCGGUCCAAGUCAGACAGUGAAGACGACAACGGCCCAGUGUUCUCAACCUACUCCAGCAGUUCUGCCUUUGACAAACUACUGCCGUCAAAGAAAGCAGCUAAGAAACCUUCCGAUGCAGCUCCCAAUCCUAAGAAGUCACCAGCACCAAAAGCAAAGAAGCCAGAUAAAUCCAUAUGGGACUCUGACUCAGACACCGGGUCCAAAAAGCCAGCACCAGCUCUCAAAGGUAAAGGUCGAGGGAGGAAGAGGAAGGGCUCUCCCUCUGAAGACGACUACAGUCCAAUGAAGAAAAUGAACACACCUGCCAGCAGAUCUUCGCAGAAAGCCCAGAAACCUCCAUAUGAUGAUGAGGAGGACGAGGAUGACAACGACAACGGCCUGAGUGCGAUGAGUGCGAUGAGUGCGCAAUCCCGUGAUCGGCCGGGUCGGGCCAAGAAAGAAGUGAAGUACUUCCACGAGUCGGACGUCGGGGAAGAUGAUGACGACGACAACAUGUUCGAUUAAAGCAAACUUCAGUUACAUUCAAAACACACUCCUCCUUCUGUGCUACCACAGACUUUUGUACAUUUCCUGUUUCAUUUUAUUUACAUUAAUGGUGAUGUUUAAUGAUUUUUAUUGUGUCUGUGUUUUACACUUUUUAUUAUACAUAUACAGGUUUCUUUUUUAUGCUCAUUGAAAUGUUCUGUAUUUGUCCCAAGUGGCUUUUAGAUGUGUAGGACGCUGUGCUUCAGCACAUUUUAAUUGUUA
Limanda limanda (common dab) is the source of this 5118-nucleotide messenger RNA. It is a transcript of the gene top2b, whose product is annotated as DNA topoisomerase II beta. The transcript has 36 exons. Gene Ontology annotation, biological process: sister chromatid segregation; DNA topological change; resolution of meiotic recombination intermediates. Gene Ontology annotation, molecular function: DNA topoisomerase type II (double strand cut, ATP-hydrolyzing) activity; ATP binding; DNA binding. Bases 10 to 4875 code for a protein of 1621 amino acids. Lineage: Eukaryota; Metazoa; Chordata; Actinopteri; Pleuronectiformes; Pleuronectidae. Gene Ontology annotation, cellular component: nucleus. The record is from RefSeq and is a predicted model, not a curated record.